This is a messenger RNA of Balaenoptera acutorostrata (minke whale), 2366 nucleotides long. RefSeq names its product alpha 2-HS glycoprotein (gene AHSG). Bases 679 to 1977 code for a protein of 432 amino acids. Gene Ontology annotation, molecular function: cysteine-type endopeptidase inhibitor activity. The record is from RefSeq and is a predicted model, not a curated record. The transcript is spliced from 8 exons. Gene Ontology annotation, cellular component: blood microparticle; extracellular matrix; extracellular region. Gene Ontology annotation, biological process: negative regulation of endopeptidase activity. NCBI's taxonomy places the organism in Eukaryota, Metazoa, Chordata, Mammalia, Artiodactyla, Balaenopteridae.
CUUCCCCUCCUGUCCGCUGCCAGGGCCCCGACAGAACCAACCCCCAGCAACUCUGACCCUGCACUUGCCACGAUUCUUCUUGUCCUGGCUCCUGACUGGCAGCUCUCAAGGCCGAGUUCUGCUUUCGCGUAAUUUGAAUGCAUCACCGCCCUAGUGAGCCCUACUCACAAACGCAGGGGAGCUGGGGCCAUCCUCGGCUGCCAUCUUGGAACUCCGCCAUCAGCCGCUUGGGGCUCCACACAGCAAGCACUGCCCAGCGCCCUGCUGCCAUCUUCUGGAGGUUGCUGGUCCUCUUCUGCUCCUCAGAUCUUUGGGACUGCUCUUCCCAACAGUUCUAACAAGCCCCUGAUAUCCUCAAUACGCUAUCAGACAUUGUUUUAAUGCAGUGACCUGGGCCUCAAAGAAAAAUGUACAGAUAAGUCAUUAAAGUAAUGAGACAAAUGACCAGAAAAUGGAGUAAAUGCUUAUCUCCUAUUGGUAUGCCGGAGCCAGGUGGAUGAAAGUGACCCAAGAUCACUCAUGGGAAUAUACAUUCGGUGUGUGAAAAUCUUUCAAAGUUUGAAAGUGGUGUCAUCAGGCGUGAUGAAAUACCUAUAGCCUCCCCUGGGCAUCCUUUGCCACAGUUUUCUUGGAAAACAUACCAAAAGAUUAUCUAGUUUCUUCUUCAUUGUCGGACUGAUGUUUGCAGGGGGCUUUUUUUGGGAACCAGAACAGAAGUCAUCCCACAUCCUUACGCAAUCCUUCCACAGGCUCCAACAAAUAAAGGGCCUUUGGACCCUCCGCCAGUCUGCCUUUUCCAGCAGAGUACCUGAGUUGGGCCUGAAGCCUCCAGCUACUCGCCUGCCGACCUGCCAGGACCUCUCCAGGGCAACCAUGAGGUCCCUCGUCCUGCUGCUUUGCCUUGCUCAGCUCUGUGGCUGCCACUCUGUCCCGCAUGGCCCGGUUCUGGGUUAUAGGGAACCAGCCUGUGAUGACCCAGAAACAGAGCAAGCAGCCCUGGCGGCCGUGGACUACAUCAACAGGCACCUUCCUCAUGGCUACAAGCACAUCUUAAACCAGAUCGACAGUGUGAAGGUGUGGCCGCGGCGGCCCACGGGAGAGGUGUUUGACCUUGAAAUAGACACACUGGAAACCACCUGCCAUGUACUGGACCCCACCCCCCUGGCAAACUGCAGCGUGAGGCAGCUGAAAGAGCACGCGGUGGAAGGAGACUGCGAUUUCAAUGUGCUGAAACAGGACGGACAGUUUUCCGUGUUGUCUGCAAAAUGUGAUUCCAGUCCAGACUCGGCCGAGGACGUGCACAAGGUGUGUCCAGACUGCCCCCUGCUGGCCCCGCUCAACGACAGCCGGGUGGUGCACGCAGUAGAGGCUGCGCUGGCUACCUUCAACGCCCAGAAAAGCGGCUCCUACUUUCAACUUGUGGAAAUUUCUCGGGCUCAAUUUGUGCCUCUUCCAGCUUCUGUUUCUGUGGAGUUUGCAGUGGCUGCCACUGACUGUGUUGCUAAAGAGGUCGUAGACCCAGCCAAGUGCAACCUGCUGGCAGAAAAGCAAUAUGGCUUCUGUAAGGGGAUGGUCACUGAGAAUGUUGCUGGUGGGGAAGAUGUUGCAGUGACCUGCACGGUGUUCCAAACACAGCCUGUGCUCCCGCAGCCCCAACCAGAUGGCGCCGAAGCAGGGCCCCUCACGCCUGCACAGGGCUCGGCUGCGCCAGCGCUUUCUCCAGCUGGCCUGCCCGCGGCCUCCCUGGUGGUGGGACCCAGGGCCGUGGCAGCUCCCCCGAUCCCCCCACCGGUACACCCGGCGCACUACGACCUGCGCCACGCCUUCUCGGGUGUGGCCUCAGUGGAGUCAGCCUCAGGAGAAACGUUUCACGUGGGGAAAACACCCAAGGUGGCGCAGCCUAGCGUUCCUGCUCCUGAAGGUCCAGUUCCAGUGGUCCGCCCUUGCCCGGGGAGAAUCAGAUACUUCAAUAUCUAGAAGACGGUCGGAGAUGAGAAGGUUUGGCACAGAGAACAUGGCCACCGUUUUGUCCAAGUAUGGGUAUGCGUGGGAGCUGUGUCUGCUAUCAAAGCAAGUGCUACGUGUGGUCUAGAUUAAUGUCAAGUCUUGAAUGCCAGCUUCUCCUCAUCCUUCGGAGGUCGGGGAACAGAGCGGGUGAUAGUUAUGUUUGAUGGAAGGCAUAAGGUCAGCAACUUGAUUGUUAUUGUUUUGAUGCUAAGCCACCACCAUUGUGUUCUCUUCUUUCUCUUGACCUCACAAAAAUAAUUGGAACUGUGAUUUUGAAAGGUGCUCUUGCCAAGUUUAUAUCUGCUUGUUAAUAAAAAUGCCUGAAGGACCUUCCUUAAAAAAGAAGGUUCUAAGCUGAA